AUGGGUCUCAUACGUAGAUUCGUUGGCAUGACGGGCGGCCAGAUCUUCCAUGAGAUGAUGCAAAGACACGGUGUCAAACAUAUAUUUGGAUACCCUGGUGGAACGAUCCUUCCGGUCUUCGACGCCAUUUACAACUCCAAGCACUUCGAUUUUAUCCUCCCCAAGCACGAACAAGGCGCCGGGCAUAUGGCUGAGGGCUACGCAAGGGCUUCGGGAAAGCCAGGGAUCGUUCUCGUCACCUCCGGGCCCGGUGCGACUAAUGUCGUUACUCCGAUGCAGGAUGCUCUGUCCGAUGGAACGCCCAUGAUCGUCUUCAGCGGCCAGGUGGCAACCGCGGCGAUCGGCAGCGAUGCUUUCCAGGAAGCUGACAUUCUGGGUAUAUCCCGAGGCUGCACAAAGUGGAACGUGAUGGUACGUAACGUUGCUGAGCUACCUCAGAGAAUUAACGAAGCGUUCGAGAUUGCCACGAGUGGGAGGCCUGGCCCUGUUCUGGUGGAUCUACCGAAGGACGUGACUGCAGGUAUCCUGAGAAAGACUACUCCUACCGGCCCAGCUAUACCUCGCAUUUCCACCUACGCAAACACCGAUGCGAACCAAAAACUACUCACCAAGUCGAUCUCCCAUGUCGCAAAGUUGAUUAACACCGCGAAGAAGCCUGUCAUAUAUGCGGGACAGGGAGUCAUCCAGUCCCCAAAUGGACCUCAGUUGCUCAAAGAACUUGCAGACAAGGCGUCCAUCCCGGUAACAACAACUUUGCAGGGACUCGGUGCCUUCGAUGAACUGGACGAGAAGUCCCUCCAUAUGCUGGGUAUGCAUGGAUCAGCGUAUGCGAACAUGUCUAUACAGGAAGCCGAUCUCAUCAUCGCAUUGGGCGCACGGUUUGAUGAUCGAGUUACAUUGAACAUCGCCAAGUUUGCGCCUGCUGCGAGGGCGGCAGCGGCAAAGGGCCUUGGGGGUAUUGUGCAGUUUGAAAUCCUACCCAAGAAUAUCAACAAGGUGAUUCAGUCGACCGAGGCAGUUGUCGGGGACAUCGCAGAGAAUCUGACACACCUACUGCCCCAUGUGAACCGGACCAGCAUGACUGAAAGGCAAGCAUGGUUUAAACAAAUCAACGAAUGGAAAACAAAGUGGCCGUGGAAUGCUUAUACCCGGGAUGAACGACCACACUUGAUCAAACCCCAAUACUUGAUCGAGGAGCUGAGUAACCUCACAGCAGGCCGCAAGCAAGAGACCAUCAUUACUACGGGUGUUGGCCAGCAUCAGAUGUGGACUGCUCAGCACUUUCGUUGGCGCCAUCCCCGUAGUUUGAUCACCUCUGGUGGUCUUGGGACUAUGGGUUUUGGUCUUCCAGCUGCCAUUGGUGCUAAGGUAGCGCGUCCAGAUACGCUUGUAAUUGAUAUCGAUGGUGAUGCAUCGUUUAGCAUGACCUUGACGGAACUGACUACGGCCAGUCAAUUUAAUAUCGGGGUAAAGGUCAUCGUCCUAAACAAUGAGGAGCAAGGAAUGGUGACGCAGUGGCAAAAUUUAUUCUAUGAGGAUCGAUACUCGCACACACACCAGCGUAAUCCGGAUUUUAUGGGCCUGGCAGGGGCAAUGCAUAUCCAGCAUCGACGUGUCAGCAAACCCGAGGAGGUCGUUGACUCUCUGAAAUGGCUUAUCCACACAGAGGGUCCGGCUCUGCUGGAGGUUAUGACCGACAAGAAGGUACCGGUGUUACCGAUGGUGCCAGCGGGCUCGGGACUUCACGAGUUCAUUACGUGGGACGCACAUAAAGACAUGGAAAGACGAAGUCUGAUGCGGGACAGAACAUGUGGGCUUCAUGGUUGA
This is a messenger RNA of Aspergillus oryzae RIB40, 1827 nucleotides long. RefSeq lists its product as uncharacterized. Lineage: Eukaryota; Fungi; Ascomycota; Eurotiomycetes; Eurotiales; Aspergillaceae. Gene Ontology annotation, molecular function: acetolactate synthase activity; flavin adenine dinucleotide binding; magnesium ion binding. Gene Ontology annotation, biological process: L-valine biosynthetic process. The record is from RefSeq and is a predicted model, not a curated record. Gene Ontology annotation, cellular component: mitochondrion; acetolactate synthase complex. The transcript is spliced from 2 exons. Bases 1 to 1827 code for a protein of 608 amino acids.